Messenger RNA from Nilaparvata lugens (brown planthopper), 8461 nucleotides. RefSeq lists its product as uncharacterized. Gene Ontology annotation, molecular function: inositol tetrakisphosphate kinase activity; inositol-1,4,5-trisphosphate 3-kinase activity. The record is from RefSeq and is a predicted model, not a curated record. Gene Ontology annotation, biological process: inositol phosphate biosynthetic process. The coding region runs from base 828 to 4607 and encodes 1259 amino acids. The transcript is spliced from 11 exons. Gene Ontology annotation, cellular component: nucleus; cytoplasm. NCBI's taxonomy places the organism in Eukaryota, Metazoa, Arthropoda, Insecta, Hemiptera, Delphacidae.
GUCUGCUUUAGGCCAUGGUGUUGUACUCGUGCCGUCCGGUGACAACAUAGACAACAUGAAUCGUGUUCGGUAAUACGUGUGACAACAUUGAUUCUCGUCCAGUAUCACGUUGAUCGCGUCAAGUGGUGUCCAUAAUUUAACAUUUGUUAGAAGUAUAUCAACACUCGGAGCUUAGAUUCACAUUUCUGUUGAGAGUGUAUUCACAUUGUUGAGAGUAUAGUGGAGUUUCCUGAGAGUAUAGGCCUCUUAAAAUUUGUUUUGAAGUGUAUUAAAUUUAUUUGAAAUUCUAGUACAUAUUUUUAAUUUUGAUUUGUAAACUUGAUUUGAUUUGAUGUUCUAAUUUGUUAAAAUGAUUGCAAUGGAAGUGUUUAUACAUUGAUUUUUUAGAAAAAUGUUUACAUUGAUGAUUAUAUAGUUUUUUGUGUGGAAGAGACGUUGGAAGAGUGAUGUUGAUGAGAUACACUCUCAGCGUAAAAAUCGAUGUUCCAGUUUAACAAUUGGAUUUCAAAUUUUGACUUGAUUUGGAAAGUGUCUCUUCAGUAUUGUGAAAACACUGAUUAUUCAAUAAUUUAACUAAACAGGCGUACUGGCAUUGUAGUAUGAAGUUGUCUGUCUAUUGGAAGUUGUUUGUCAAUAGUUGUCCUUUAUUGGAGGUUUUGUGUGGGCUACAUUUCAAAAGAGUUCUGAUAUCACAUUGCCAAUAGUUACGAAGGGUGGAGUGUUUGUUUUAUUAGGGAGAAUUUCUUCAGCUCAUCUGAAUGAAUUUCGUAUUGAGAAUGAAAUCUUUCUCAAUGGUGCGUUUGCGGUAGCAGACAUCAUACUUCCCUAUGGAGUGCAUGGCAGGGGGCACAGGCGGCAAGCCAGGUGACGGCAGUGUGGUGCGCGACAUCGCCGCUCACGUGCGAUCGUGGUCGCAUGCGGCCGGAGUCGCACAUGGCACCGCGCGACGCUACUCGCUGUCCGAACUGGAAUGCGCCGUGCGACUGGACAGUCGCCUCUGUGCACGACCCGCCACUCAACCCAAGUCGCUGUCUGCCUACUUCAUCGUAGAGGAGAGCGAGAAGCCUCCAGAUGCAUCUUCCCGGACAUGGUUGCCAGACAAUGCUGCAGUGGCAGUGAAAGAUCGUGAAGAAAGUGAAGCGGUGAAAAGCGUGUGCUCAACUUCGGCAUUUUCACCACUGUUGCCAUCAGCGCUUUGCUGUUUCUGCACCAGAGUGCGCGGAGAGCAUUCUCCGCCCGCUUACGCACAGAACUGCUCAGCCGGCCGCUACGAGCAGAGCUGCUCAGCUACGAAAAGUUCAACGCUCUGCGCAGACGCUGAAUUCGGCGCGGAAACUUGUAACAGCUUGCCUCGUGUCAGUUCAUGUCCGUCAGCCGGCCGUGAAACACUUGAAAACAUAACCUCAAAUUUCUCCCGUACUCAGUUAUGCCGCGGUGAUUUACCUCGAAAUCUCACUAACCCCUUAUGUGACACUGGCGUAAACCCUAUCGACACGUGUAGUGUAAACAUAACAACAGAUCAGUGUCAGUGUGCAACUGGGUUUUGUACAAAAAACAACAUCACAGUUCAAAAUAUAACAGAAGUUGAACCUUUACAGAAAAAACAACGUUUUCGUAAUUGUGAUUGGGAUAGAAUUGUUGCUGGAGUCUCAAGUGAACCAUGUGUUGCUCCUCGUUUCCCACAUAUCCCCACACAAUCCAUUGAUAACCUUUUACCUCUCAAUGUUGUUUCUGGAAUUAGUGAUAAUAAAUAUACUCCUAUCAAUGAAUCAACAUUGAACAACUCAGCAGGUGAGACAUCGAUCAGUGACAAAAACUAUGUAUUACCAGUUAGUUUGAGAGAAAGCAUAGUGAAUGUAGAAGAUUUACAAAAAAAUUAUGAAGAUUAUGUUAUUGGAUUAUCUAAUAAUUCCACAAGUGUUUCAAGUGAAAGUGCGCAUCAUGUAGUUAAAGACAGUGAAGUAUUAUCAUCUAAAUCUUUAGAUCAAGAUAGGAUUGUAGAUUCAAGUGAGAAUGAAGUUAAUUUCAAAAAUUUAGAAAAGGGUAGUGAUAAUUUAACUGGUGUUGGAGAGCUUGUGUUAACAUCUGUUAUUAGUAGUGGUCAGUUCGAUUAUGCUGCAAGUCCAAAUGAUGAAGCCGAUUCUGUUGGGGGACACACAUCCGUAAGUUUGAAAGAUGCUGGAAGUAUCACUGGUUCGAGAUUGAAUGAAUGUGAGUUGAAAAAAGAGGAACUAAUUGACGUUUUUGGGGAAGAGGUAGUCAGUUCAAACAGCAGCCAUGAAGCGAAAAGUAAAGUUGAAGCUAGUUUGAGGAAGAAGAGCGAUGGAGUUUUGGAGGAGGGGAGGAAUGUGCUUGAAAAAUGUUUGUUGAAAGAGAUAGUGCCAGCAAGAACCCGUCGCUUGGGGGUGUUUGCCUCACCAGCCCUAGGGCGCUCCUUCCCAAGUGCAGAUCAACUGGCAGAAACUUAUUCCCGCAUGGCAAUUGCUGUCAGACAGGCAAUGGAUGCAAAUGUGGCAACUAAUGGGACGCUUCACAAGAUAAAGCUGCAUGCCAGUGAAGGUGACUUGAAGAGUUUGCCACUGUCCAGUGGAGAACCCAAAGUUGCCAUCGAUAAGAAACGGUAUUCAGUGGACGGAAAGCAACAGCAGAAACAACGAAUGGUACCUGUUGCUUCACAGUCCAGAACCUAUCUGGCUCUGCCUUCUCCACGUAGGAGUAAAAGAAGGUCAGCCUGUCAUAGUCCUGGAGGUGCUUCAGAUGAGGGUUGUUCCCUGCCAGAACAACACAGUCCUGAAUCUGAGGAACAAUUAUGGAAACAAGCGACAAAUAUUGUUCCCCACAGAAGCAAUAGUUCUGAUUCAGCACUGGGAGCUCUCUAUAAUAGUGAUGAUGAGGAUGCUAGGAAACGAUGUUGCAAAACUGAGAGUGUGGUUGAAGAUGUGGUAGUGUCAGAGGUUGACGGUUCGUUUUCGUGUCCCCGCUACUCCAAAACCGGACUGAACCGAAGUGUCUCCAUGCCAUCUCCGGGUAGUGUAGCUUGUCCUGUCAGGUACACCGACAACAGUUUGUCGUCAACCCGGUCGGAAACGUCGCUGAGUCGCGAUGACGUGGUGUCGGCACCACAUUGGGGCUCGACGGGGUUCACAGCUUGCUCCUCGGAUACGUUGUGGAGUGACGUGACAACGCCCAGUCGUAGGGCUAGUGAUGUGGAUGUGUCCGAUGUUGACGACUUCCCGACGGAGCGGAGGGAGUCGUCGUACAGUGUGUUCACGGACGAGGACGACUGUCCGCCGGGAAACUACCGGUGCUGGCGCACUCCGUCGGUGGUGGUCAGUGAUCACUCGGAUGACCCGUUGUUCGCGUCCUCGUCGGUCACUCUCGAGGAGAUCGAGCGGUUCCGCUUGGAGUACGGGCGUCGGCAGUCGGCCGCCGGCGACUCGUCGUCCGAUUGUAGUUCGUGGGCGUCGGGAGUCAGUGCUUUGGAUGCUGAUUACGCGCUGCGGACGCCCGAAAGGAAAGCUUCUGACUGCAGUACGUGUUCUACACUGAGCGGUGAUGAGGACCCCAAUUGUCAGCCUCUACUACAGGAUGUGCGGCCCAAAAUCAAGCCAUCCGGGUGGAGGAAAUUACGGAAUAUCGUGCAAUGGACGCCCUUCUUUCAGACCUACAAGAAGCAGAGAUAUCCAUGGGUUCAGUUAGCUGGGCAUCAAGGAAACUUCAAAGCUGGACCCGAGCCGGGCACGAUUUUGAAAAAGCUGUGUCCCAAGGAGCAGCUCUGUUUCCAAGUGCUGAUGAAGGAUGUGCUCAGGCCAUAUGUCCCAGAGUACAAAGGUCAUCUCACAUGUGAGGACAGUGAUGGAGAGACAGCCAUGUACCUGCAGCUGCAAGACCUUCUUGGGGAGUUCACCAAUCCAUGUGUGAUGGACUGCAAGGUGGGAGUACGCACUUAUCUAGAAGAGGAACUCGCUAAAGCCAAAGAAAAGCCCAAACUCAGGAAGGAUAUGUAUGAGAAGAUGAUCCAGAUAGAUCCUAACGCUCCCACAGAUGAGGAACACAGACUGAAAGGUGUUACAAAACCAAGGUAUAUGGUGUGGAGAGAAACGAUCUCAUCGACAGCAACGUUAGGCUUCAGGAUAGAGGGCAUCAAGAAGAGUGAUGGCAAAUCUAGUAAAGACUUCAAGACGACAAAAACGAGAGAGCAGAUCUUGGAGUGCUUUGCUGACUUCACCGCUGGGUUCCCACAUGCCAUUCCCAAAUACAUUCAGAGGUUAAAAGCCAUCAAAGCCACAUUAGAAGUUUCGAAUUUCUUCACAACACACGAGGUGAUAGGCAGUUCGCUGCUGUUUGUGCACGACCAAACCAACGCCAACGUGUGGCUGAUCGACUUCGCCAAGACGCUGGUGUUGCCCAGAGAGAUGCAGAUCACGCAUGCGCUGUCCUGGGUGGUUGGCAACCAUGAGGAUGGAUACAUGAUAGGGGUCAACAACCUCAUUGACAUCUUCUCGCACCUCGUGGAGCAACAACAGAGCGCCGAAAACAGUCAACCGACAACAACGCAAACAACAACCACGUUUGUUGUCACUGCGCCCAGUGAUAGUGUCACGUGACUCGGAUAGAAAGAACUCUAUAAAUUCUAGUUGUCUAUUUGAAACUUUCAAGGAAAUUUGGAAAUAUUUCAAGGUUUUAGGGUCAUAUGCGCUGUAAAACUAUCGAAACUAUUUCAAGGUUUCUAAUCCAACUUUUAGGGCCGUAGGCGCUAUUAUAACUAUCAUGGAAACUUGAAACUUUUUGAAGGUUUCUAUUCCAACUUUUAGGGCCGCGUAUGCGAUAUACAAGUUUGAUUUGAUGUACUGGUGGUUGAAAUAAACCCCAUCAAGCUUGAUUCCCAGUUAUCAGUAUUAUAGUGAACAUGUAGGUACAGUGAGAAUAUUUUUCUAAAUAAAAGUUAUGAUGGAAAUAUUCACACUCGCUCGGCGAGAAAUCAGGGAGCCUAGAACCAUAGAUAAAAUAUAUUUAAGAAGAUAUCCCAUGCUAUAGAGUGUUUUUGUUCCAAAUUUCACUGUUAACUCAAGCCAAUACCGUAGUCCUAGUAGUUAUUUUUCGUGAAGCUAUGAGAUGCUGAUAGUCUGUCAUAAUGUGCCGUUCUUACACUCUCACCUGGCCAAAACAGUAAUAAUAGACAGUAGUCGACAGUAAUCGGCUUGAAAUUUGGAACAUAAACUACCUAUACCAUGGGAUAUCUUCUUAUGCUAUCUUUUCUCUAUGUUAGAACCCAUGGGAAUUAUAUUUCCACUGUACUGGGAACAUAGGCUGAUACUGAUUGAUGUGGAGAUCCUCCUUUAAAAUCAAUUCAACCAAAGCUUGAUUAAUAAAUCAUGGAUUAAUUUGAACUUGAGGUAAGACUGCGACUGCUAUUGAGAACACGGGCCUUAUUUGACUAAUCUGAAACUAUCGUUUUGAGAGACUCGAUUGAAGUUUUCCUUUAUGGGAAAUUCUGUAGGCUGGUAAUUUUUGGAAAAUCCAGUUGUUGAAAUUGAAAUUAUCGUUUUUGAGAGGUUCAAAAUCCAGUUCUCGUCAGGGAAUUAUGUUGGCAGGUAAUUUUGCAAAUUAUCUUUUGAACAUUAAAUAACAGUCAAUGUAAAUACCUAGUGUCGUCGAGUUUCAAUUACGGUUCCAUUGAGAAGAGACUAUUAUGCAGAGGUCUGUGGUAAAGAAUUUUUUCUCCUAUUGUGAGAUAAUCCCAAACUCUUUUGGGUUUGAAGAAAUAAUAAGUACCGUACUGUGAUGUAGUUGUGUCACUGUGUCUUGUAAAAGGUAUAGAAUUGGAGAUAGAAUUUUAAUUUCUUGAGUUUCAUAUAGUCAAAGCUGAAUCCUGCUUGUUGCAUUAGGGCUUCUUAUAAAACAACACUUCUUCCCUCAAUAGCUGAUCCAAUGUGGUUCAAUUAUCGUCCAUGAUAACAUUGAUUGAGCUAUUAGAUUAAUCUCUCAUGACAAUGGAUUCGUUAUUUUCUCUGCUAUGAAACAGCUAUGAAACCUCUCGAAUGAAAACGUGUAAAAGAAGUACAUUAUGGUAUGACUUUUAUUGAAACGAUAAAAGCGUUUCUCAUAUGACAAUUAUUCAGUAUUUUUUAUGGAGUUGAGAAACUUCAAGUUUUUGAGAAGAUGUGUGAAAAGAGAACAUGAAGUAGCAAUAUAGUCAAUUAAUUUAAGAAAAUGUUAAUACAUAUUUCGAAGUGACGGGUUAAUCAUUUCAUGGUUUGUGAGACUGUGAUGGUUCAUCAUCAAUAUCUUCAUAAGAUUGCUAGAAUUGGAGUAAAUUAAUUAAAAAUGAAAGGAGGUAUGAAUUUUGAGAAAAUACUCGUAAGUUUUAUUGCAUUAGGGGUUUUUAUUGAAUUGGUAAAGCAGUUUGAGAAAAAGUGUGUCAAAUAUGUAUAUAAUAUUGAAAAUUUGAGUACAGUAAUAUGUUAAUUAUUAGUUAUAUAUAUGAGGAAUUUGAAGAUGUUUUUGAUAAUAUAGUAGUCAAGGAAUGAGUGCAAACUAGUGUAUUAAUGCUUUAUCAUAAUCUCCAUUAUAGUCAUUUGUAAGAGAUGAAUUUGAGACUUGUAGAAAUAGGAAUCAGCUAAGGAAAAUAUCACUUCAGAAACAUUAACUUAUAAAAUUUCUGGGAAAUUCAAUCAACAUGAAAGAUAAUUUAAUUUUGAGUAACUGAAGGUUAGGAAUGUAACUAAAGUCCAAUUGUUUAUAUUACAAGUAAACAAAUUAAAAACAUGCAAUCCAAUUCAGCUCCCUGUAAAUCUUCUGAUCAGAGACAUAACAAUAUUGAUAUUUUAUAUUCCUUUGAUGAAAUAAAUUCAAUCAAUACUGCAUCCUCUUCAUAAGUUUGUGAUGUACCGUAGCCUGUAAAACUAAUAAUGAUCUUGCUUUAGAAAUUUCAUUUAAUUUUUAUUAUUUUUAUAAUCCAUUAGGUAUCAAUUCAAUAUAAAUCAAAAUUCAAUUUGACUUUGAAAAAUAUUUCGGAUAUGUCAAUAAUAAUACUAAUUUUGUAUUACCGGUAUUUUUCUUGCUAGAAUUUGUAUUAGCUUCAAUGUUAGACUGUAUAUAGCCGAUAUCCUAGUUACUGCCCAUCUCUUAUCAUUAUGUUUUAAUAAUGUAAAUAGUAAGUUUUCAUUUGUAAAUAUUGUUUUUCAUCAUCGUUAGAACAUAACACGUUGUGUGCUUGUUGUAAAGUCGAUUAUUACUGACCAGUUAUUUAAUGCAAAUUAAUAUUAAUCUAACACUUCUCCCUUUAUAGAAUUUUCGAUUUAGUUGUGGAAUAAAUGUUUAUUAAUUACACGGCUUGUAAUGAGGCUGUGAAUUUGUUUAACUCUAGUUAAUUUGGUGUUUGUCAAAAUUAUCGUAGUAGACUUUGCUUCGAAUUUGUAUCCAAUAAUAUAUUUAAACUUGCUGCACUUUGCAAAACUUUUGAAAAUUGGAGAUGUAUUAUUUUUAAAUUUCGUUUGAUAAAGUAACCAUGUACGGUACAGUAUAGUCAAUUUCUAAAGGUGUCACCACUAAAAACUUAAGUUCAGAUUGUCUGUUUGUUAUGAUGUUCCACAUAAACUUUUUAGAAACUAAAUCUCUAUCGCGUUGAAUAUCAUCAAAGAGUGAAAUUAUUGCCUCUCAUUCCUCAAGUGUUGAAUUAUUUACAGUCAGCAUAGGAAUACAACAGAUCAUUAUUCUAUAGUACAAUAAAACGCAUUGAAAAAUGUCAGAAUCCCAGUUCCUGUCAAUAUGGUGUUUCUGUAAUAUUAGUAAAUUCAUUACAUAAAAUUUCAUUUGACAAUUUACAGUAUUAAAAAUUUAUCUCCUAUUAAAAUAUUGGGUUAUUCGGAAAAAUUGAAUUAAUUUAUCUAACGCAAACCUAAACGGUUUUAUUGUGACUGAUAUAUGAAUAUAGAUUACUGUAUUGAUGAUCCAAGGAUGAUUUUUUAACUUUACAUAUUUUUGAAAAAUGAAUUAAUAAAUCUUCCCUUAAAUUCUAAUGCUGCAAUAAACAAAAUAAAUUAUUGAUGAUUUUAUAUUUAAUGCAAAAGAAUUAGCUUCAAAUUUCAGAAUGUGUGGUUGUUAAUGUUGAGUUAUCUUUGGAACCAUUAAAAAUGUUAAUAUUUGAAAAUAAUUAUUCUCAACAAUAAGUUAUUUAUAGGAGUUGUAGUAACUAACUAAAUUAUAUAAUGCACAAACAUUCUAUCGAAGAUUUCUAUGAUUACAUGAAUGAAUAAUGGAUUCUCAUGCAUAAUUUUUUAUAUAUGUUUAGUUCAAAACUGUUCAAAGUAUUCAAGUGUUUUAGCGCAGGAGUAGUAAGAAACCAGCAAAAAUUGUUUUUAUACAGUACCUAAUUUAAUAUCUGCAAAUAAAGCAAAAGUCUAUUAGAAAUUUGUAUAAUUAUGAAUAAAAAUUGAAGAUUAUGCGAAGUUUAAAAUGA